GUUCAUCAGCAUUCGGUAGUGAUUCAGUUGUGUUCAGUUGCUUACAACCGAGUCAGCCUCAUGACACGACAAAAUUAGUGAAAUAUCCUGUUGAUUAGUGUUUUGUGGUGCCUAUAAAAUGAAGUGACGAGUUCUGUCAUCGUCAGUGUCUUUUCGAUCGUCAGAGAAAGCUCGUUCAAGUGAUAAUAAAGAAUGGAGUUGCCAAACCUGGGUGAGCACUGUUCAGAGAAGACGUGCAAUCGCUUGGACUUUCUGCCCCUCCGCUGUGACGCCUGUGAAUCGAUAUUCUGCACAGAUCACAUAUCCUACCAAGGACAUUCCUGCCCAAGUGCAUACAAGAAGGACGUUCAGGUGCCCUCGUGUCCCCUGUGCAACGUCCCGAUCCCCAUGAAGCGCGGGGAUCCCCCAGACCUGGCUGUUGGCCUCCACAUGGACAAUGACUGCCAGUCGGACUACGGAAAAUCCAAGAAGAAAGUGUUCUCGAAUAAAUGCUCGUUGAAGGGCUGCAAGAUCAAGGAGAUUGUUCGUGUGGACUGCAGUGAGUGCGAGUGGAACUUCUGCCUGAAACAUCGACAUCCUGCUGAUCACGAGUGCAUCGGGAGGGCUGAGGCUGUCAGAUUGAAGCAACUCAAGGCCAUGGUGAAGACUCAGCAGACGCAGAGGGCCAGGGCUAAUGAGAACAGAAAUUCCAAGACUUUUAAGAAUAUUCAGGGGACAAUGAGCGAUGAUGAGGCACUUGCCAGGGCACUCCAGGCUUCUUUGCAAGAGGAGGAUCGAAUACGUAGACAACAAUUGCAGCCAGGGCCCUCUGGGAGUCGAGAUAGAUGUCGAUUGUCUUAAUUAUUGUUGAGAAAAGUCUAGUCGUGGUUGCUACAAUCUCCAAAAUUUCUGGUUUCUUAUGGCAGAGAUUAAUUUCUCGUUGUUGCAGGAUAAUGACGUGGGAGAGAUUGAUAGAAUAUUGAGGGAACAUCUGUCUGCACAUCAUUAUCGAUUAUGAUUCAGCCUUUUGGUUGAUGUAAUUUACGUUCCAGUUGUGUUUUUCAGGAAUAUCUCUGAAUCUAAGGGAGAUGGCGAAAUUUUUUAGAUGAGCUUUUUUGUAGAGCGAAUUGAGGGCUGCAAAAAAGGUCAUGAUGAAAAUUUUGAUAUCUCCCUUGGAUUCUGAGAUAUUCAUUGAGAACUGGCCAAUAGUGAAAAUUGAGUUGGUUAUUUGUAGAUCAAAUUUUUCUGUAGCAACCAUGAACCCAAAACCUAACAAAUUUCAAUCUUUCUUAGGAUAAACACUGUGUAACAGUUUGUAGAUAGAAAUAUUCAAUUUUAAAUUUGACUUUUCUAAGAGUAUUCUUACAACGACAAUUUUAUCUGACUUUUUCACAAGGCUACUGUGAGAAAUAGCACAAAAUCGAGAGAUUAAUUGAGGAAUUAUGGGGAUUCAAUGAAUUUAUGGGAUUGAAAAUGCGGGAAGAACAAUAUUUUCUUGAAUUACGAAUUUGAGAACUUUUAUUUUUGAUUGAAACUCUGAAAUUCUUGAUUUCAAACAGGAAUUCUCCUUCAAAUUGUCAUUUUUGAGAAUAUUUUCUUGUCGCGAAAGGUUCAACUUCUCGUGUUCAACUUCCUACGAGUAAAAAUCAUUGAUGAAUGAGGAAGAUUUCUCCGUGACACUUGCUCAAUCAAAAAAACUCUGAAUAAAAAUUCGUUCGUCGUUUAAUUUGUUACAUAUGCAUGGAUUUGAAUUUUAAAUGAAGAUCCUCUGGGGGUUGACGCUCCCAUGAUUUUCUAUUGUUACUCCCAACACUGGCACUAUUGUGCUGUUUCUACAUAUCUCCGCUUAAUUUUAAAUAUUCCACUAGUUUAUCGAAUGGCAGUCAUCGCAGUUUUUUAAUAUCCAGUGACAGCUGGAGACGUUGGUCAGACUGUCUCCGAAUAUUCCAUCCACAUUAGAGAUUAUAUGCGCAAUUCAAUUUGGAAUACGUAGGGAUACUUAAGCAGUGCCUCACGCAAUUUGAAGAUUAAAAAAUCUGUUCUAGUUGUUGAGGGGGAGAGGGUGGGGUUAAAUGGGUGUAUUUGCCUUUUCCAAAACUCAAGAAGAAAUUCACCAGUUGAACUCAGUUUAGAUCCAGAGGAGAAGUGCACGACAGAUGUAUUUUAGUUUAUUUUUAAAACAAAUUAAAGAAUUGUCAUUUAAAGAAACAUCACAAGUGCCUAUUUUACCCCACCCUCUCAAUCCAAUACAUAUUAAUGAAAUAGUGAAUUGCCUGCCAUUACAUUCCUCGACAUCCACAAAUUUAUUCUAAGAGUUCUAAUGAAAUUUUUUAAAUGUAUUGUAAAUUUAAUAAAUAUUUAUUAUCUCAAAA
This is a messenger RNA of Diachasma alloeum, 2351 nucleotides long. Its product is annotated as AN1-type zinc finger protein 2A. Gene Ontology annotation, biological process: protein targeting to ER; proteasome-mediated ubiquitin-dependent protein catabolic process. Bases 193 to 840 code for a protein of 215 amino acids. The record is from RefSeq and is a predicted model, not a curated record. Gene Ontology annotation, cellular component: cytoplasm; endoplasmic reticulum. The transcript is spliced from 2 exons. Gene Ontology annotation, molecular function: zinc ion binding. NCBI's taxonomy places the organism in Eukaryota, Metazoa, Arthropoda, Insecta, Hymenoptera, Braconidae.